AUGGCCGAACAAGUCCCAACCAAGCGCCAAAAGCGCGAGGAGUACCGUCGUGGGAUUCAAGCCCAGCAAGAAACCGAAGAUGGCUCCGUCGUCAAGAUGCCGCAAAAGAAAUUCUUCCGCCAGCGCGCGCAUGCGAAUCCCUUCUCGGACCACAACUUAGACUACCCUAUCAGCCCCGCGCAUAUGGAUUGGUCGUCUCAUUACCCAGCCUAUGUGGACCCAGACACCUCCAAGACGAAUCUUGCCGGUGCUCGCCAAUUGACUAAGAAUGUCGAGGUCGUGGAUAUUGGCUGUGGUUUCGGUGGAUUGCUUGUUGGACUGGCGCCUUUGCUGCCGGAUACCCUCAUGGUCGGCAUGGAAAUCCGCACCCAGGUCCUCGAGUACCUUACAUCUCGCAUCCACGCCCUCCGCACCCAACAACAAAACCUAAAGAACAAAGCCGCCAAUCCAAGCACAACAGAAGCCCCAGCAUCCACAGAAACGAGCAUAGAAACCGAAACCGGCGACGACAAAGCCCCAGUCCCCGCCACAGACGACGACAUCGGCACAACCAAGAUCUUCCCAGGAAACUUCGAAAACAUUACCGCAAUCCGCGCGAACACCAUGAAAUUCCUGCCAAACUUCUUCGCCCGCCACCAACUCUCCAAGAUCUUCAUUUGCUUCCCUGACCCGCACUUCAAAGCGCGCAAGCACAAAGCGCGCAUUAUCUCCGAGUCCCUCAAUGCCGAGUAUGCGUAUGCGCUCCGCCCUGGCGGUUUGCUGUAUACCAUUACUGAUGUGGAGGAGUACCACCACUGGGUUUUGAAGCACUUCCAGCACCAGGCUGAGGAUGCCGAGAAGACCGAGGGUGAGGCGGUUCAUGCACCUGGCAUUAAGGAUAUCUGGGAGCGGGUCUCGGAUGAGGAUCUUGCGGCUGAUCCUUGUGUCCGGGUGAUGCAGUUUGAGACCGAGGAGUCGAAGAAGGUUACGAGGAAUAAUGGCAAGAAGUUUGUUGCUGUUUUCAGACGGUUGGCUGAUCCUGAGUGGCCUUCUUCUUGA
Molecule: messenger RNA, 1038 nt
Organism: Penicillium nucicola
Lineage: Eukaryota; Fungi; Ascomycota; Eurotiomycetes; Eurotiales; Aspergillaceae
Gene: trm8
Product: tRNA (guanine46-N7)-methyltransferase
Exons: 3
Coding region: 1-1038 (345 amino acids)
Biological process (GO): tRNA methylation; RNA (guanine-N7)-methylation
Cellular component (GO): tRNA methyltransferase complex
Molecular function (GO): tRNA (guanine(46)-N7)-methyltransferase activity
Source: RefSeq, a predicted model, not a curated record